AUGAAUUCAGGUCUAGUGAAAAUACUAAAGAAGUAUGACAAGAGAACAGGAGCACUUAUCAGACAACCCUUCAUCGAAAAGGUGCUGCAGCAGCCAUUCUUUACAACUUAUCUCCUAUACAAAUUCGUGAAGGAGUGUGUGGCUAUGCUCAACCACCUCUUCCCCAGCAACAACCUGUCAAUUUCAGCAGAAUGCGACGGACAAAAUGGAGUGCCAAAGCCGGCACAAUCAGGUGGGAGGGUUCCGAAGUUGGAGGAGAUUAAAUAUAUGCAGAGCUUAUACAUGAAGAGCACCGUAGCAGCGCUGCGGUCCUUGAAACAGAUUAGGAGAAAAAGUUCAACAGCCAAAACAGAUUAG
Messenger RNA from Zingiber officinale, 357 nucleotides. Its product is annotated as SPX domain-containing protein 1-like. The transcript has a single exon. The record is from RefSeq and is a predicted model, not a curated record. NCBI's taxonomy places the organism in Eukaryota, Viridiplantae, Streptophyta, Magnoliopsida, Zingiberales, Zingiberaceae. Bases 1 to 357 code for a protein of 118 amino acids. Gene Ontology annotation, biological process: cellular response to phosphate starvation.